Messenger RNA from Nicotiana attenuata, 1171 nucleotides. RefSeq lists its product as uncharacterized. The record is from RefSeq and is a predicted model, not a curated record. The coding region runs from base 95 to 904 and encodes 269 amino acids. The transcript has a single exon. NCBI's taxonomy places the organism in Eukaryota, Viridiplantae, Streptophyta, Magnoliopsida, Solanales, Solanaceae.
GCUCUUAACAGAACAAACAAUUCUCUUUCCCUACACGGAACAGCACAGCAUAAAAAACCUACACAGAGAAAACACAAUCACGCAAAACAAAAUCAUGCAGGAAGCCAUAGACGAUAAUUAUUUGUGCCCUAGCUUUAGUAGCUUCGGAUACUUGGCUGAAAUUGCCGCUAAAAUCUCCGAUGAAUUUCAGGAGGCAGCGGAGGAGAACGCUAGCGAUUGCUUCGACGGAGAUAACAGCCAGGAAUUAGAUUUUGAAUUCUCAACCAUGGAACUCAUCUACGGCGGUCAAACUGAAUUUCAGUCAAUUUUCCCUGUUUUCAACGGCGAUCUAUUAUUAAACGUUAACGAUGAAUCGUCGUCGUCGGAUGCCGUUGAUAGUGAAAUUCGAAAUCCGUUGAAGAGUUUUUUCCUAGAAGAACUGGAAUCGACGACGACGUCGGCGUCGGAGGCGUCAUCAGAUGUGGAUGAAUUGGAGAUUUUGCCGCCGGGAACAUAUUGUGUGUGGAAGCCGAAGAUUAGCGAGCCGUCACCGGGAAAAUGUAAGAAGAGUAAAUCAACUGGAUCGGCGCCAAAGCGAUGGCCGAAGCUUCGAGAUUUGUUAAGGCGGAGUAAUAGCGACGGCAAGGACACUAGUUUUGUAUUUCUCACACCGAAAAAGUCAAUAAAAAGCGAAACAACGAAUUUAGGUGAGGUCGUAAAGGCGGCCGGAAAAUCGAAGCAGCUGAAAGGAAGUGGUACGGGCGGAGAGUCACCGGUGGCGGCUUACAUACGAAAUAGAGCGGCUAACCAAGGUGAUAAGAACAGAAGAAAAUCGUAUUUACCGUAUAGGCAAGACCUAAUAGGAUUUUUCGCCAGCGUUAAUGGUUUGACUAAUGGUUUGAGUAGAAGUUAUCGGCCAUUCUAACACCAUGCAGAUGUCAACGGAGGCAAAAAAAAACCUAAGUUAUUUUUUUUUCAUAUAUUCAAGUUUUGAAGGAAGAGUUGUCUCUUAGUAUCAUAGGAGAUUGCCAGUAUCUUGGCCCGAUACUACCAUCAUAAAAAGAACCAAGCAAAUACCUCAAGUCGAUUAAUUUCAAGUUUUUCCUUUGUGAUUUUUUCACCAUCUCAAAAUAUAUGUCACUUAUUUAGUUCCCAAUUUUUAAAUUGAAGAUUGACUAAUAUUUUAAAAUGU